Arachis duranensis is the source of this 532-nucleotide messenger RNA. Its product is annotated as cytochrome P450 736A117-like. Gene Ontology annotation, molecular function: heme binding; monooxygenase activity; oxidoreductase activity, acting on paired donors, with incorporation or reduction of molecular oxygen. NCBI's taxonomy places the organism in Eukaryota, Viridiplantae, Streptophyta, Magnoliopsida, Fabales, Fabaceae. The record is from RefSeq and is a predicted model, not a curated record.
CAAGAUGAAGUGAGAACUGUUGUUGGAAACAGAGGCAACAUAACCGAACAAGAUUUGGUUCACAUGAACUACUUGAAAGCUGUGAUCAAAGAAACACUUCGGUUGCACCCUUCACUUCCAGUUCUAGUUCCUAGAGAAUCCACCAAAGGCAUCAAGCUGAAUGGGUAUGACAUUGAAGCUGGAACACAGGUGUUGGUGAAUGCAUGGGCCGUUGCAACGGAUCCAAAGUGUUGGGACCAGCCACUUGAGUUCAAGCCAGAGAGGUUCUUAAACAGUUCGGUGGAUUUCAAAGGGCGUGAUUUUCAGUUUAUUCCUUUUGGUGCAGGAAGGAGAGGGUGCCCUGGGCUGCAGUUUGCCACUGCUCUUGAUGAAACUGUGCUGGCUAACCUUGUUUACCAUUUUGAUUGGGAUUUGCCUGCUGGUUCUAAGGAAUUGGACUUGUCUAAAUUUUAUGGACUAGUCCUGCAUUUGAAAUCACCUCUCUUGGCUAUACCAACCCCUUAUUAUGAAUGAAUAGUAUUGAAUUGAAUAA